UAGCCUAAACAUUGACGUCAAUUCCGAAAUGUAUCGCCCAUUCCCCGUAGAAUAGAACGAGCAGUGCUGAACUCGUAAGCACCUCGAAUACUUUUAUCUCCUUGGAAGUUGGAACCGGGCUCAAUGCCGAACAUUAAGUGACGUGGGCUACAUAAGAUUUGCACGAAAUAUAAUAUGUUGUCAGCAAGAAAACGGCUGGAACACUUCGGUCACAAUGAUACGUAUACCAGGAACUCGGCAGAGUCGUCUAUCUCGUUUUUUGUUUGAAACCACACGAGUGGAAUAAACCGGUGUCCUGGGACGGAGAGAGUCGUGUGCUACAGGUCAGAAUCACUUGGUCAACUAGGGUUGCUACAUUUCUAGCGAGUAGUGUGAUAUUAUUGCCCAGUUCGGCAGAGAAGGUGGUCAUGGGGUUAGCGCUUCACACACUCCUGGCCCUGACUGGCCAGCUUCCCUGGCUGCUGCUCCUGGCUCUGCUCGUUCCCAGGAAUGUCCUCCGAGCUGAAGAGCUGAAGCCCACUAGAUGGCCCCUGUUCUCCCAGAAGCCUUUGCUCCUCGCCUGGAAUGCCCCAACGGAGGACUGUGGCCCCCGGCACGGUGUGCAUUUCCCGCUGGAGCAGUUCCAGAUCGUAGCUUCGCCUAACGAGGGCUUCGUCAGACAGAACCUCACCAUCUUCUAUAAGGACCGGUUAGGGCUGUACCCGUAUUACGAGCGUGACGGCACCGUGGUGAACGGUGGAAUCCCUCAGGCUGCCAGUCUCAUGCAGCACCAGGAGAAGAUGCCCGAAAGUUUGCACAAAUACAUACGCGAACCAAACGCCAAAGGCCUCGCCGUCAUUGACUGGGAGGAGUGGCGUCCGCUGUGGAUCCGCAACUGGGACGUCAAGAACGUGUACCGGGACCAAUCCCGGAAACUAGUGGCCGAGAAAAACCCGGAUUGGCCCCCGGAGCAAGUGGGGAAAGUGGCUCAGCAGGAGUUUGAGCUGUCGGCCCGAAAGUUCAUGCUGGAGACCCUCAGGCUGGCCAAGAGCCUGCAGCCCAACCAGCUGUGGGGGUUCUACCUGUUCCCAGAUUGCUACAACCACGACUACCGGAGCGGCCUGAAGAACUACACAGGCCGCUGCCCUGAUGUGGAGGUGGCCCGCAAUGACCAGCUCACCUGGCUGUGGACUGAGAGCACGGCUCUGUUCCCCUCCGUCUAUAUGGGCACGGUGCUGCGCUCUACCACGUUCGGGCGCCAGUUUGUCCGGAACCGGGUGAAGGAGGGGAUGCGGCUGGCUUCGGUGGGCGACGGGGUGGCACGGCCCGUCUUCGUCUACACCCGGCCUACGUACGCCAACGAGCUGACUCUGCUGACUGAGACAGACCUGGUGUCCACCAUCGGGGAGAGUGUAGCCCUGGGAGCAGCUGGGGUCAUCGUCUGGGGAGACCAUACCUACGCCAGCAGCAAAAACAGCUGCUCCAGUCUGAAUGACUACCUACGCGGCCCGUUUGGACGGUACCUGCUUAACGUCUCGACGGCAGCAGAAUUGUGCAGCCAGCAGCUGUGCACCUCCCAUGGCCGCUGCCUCCGCACGCUCGCAGACACUGACGCCUACCUGCACCUCAACCCCCCUCACCCACACAUCAGCAUCCAGGGGGGCAGGCUGAAGGUGACAGGUCAGCUAGAUCAGGGGGAGCUGGCUAGGUACAGGCAACACUUCCAGUGCCAGUGCUACAGCGGGUACAAGGGCGAGGGCUGUGCCCAGAGAGAGCUGGGGAAGAGUGCUGCCGCACCUGUCUGGGGAGUGUGGUCCGUACUGACCCUGUUACUCCCUCUAGGGCUUCUCACUCUGCUCCACUGACGGAGGCGAGCAGGAGCUGACUACGUGCAAUAUGGGGGGAAACAACCACAGUCCUGGCCUCUGCUGGGCCUCAGGGGGAUUCCUGGUCAGGGAUGGGCUCUAGCUGCUCUGUGGGUCUGAUCCAUAUGGAGAAGAGGACAUGGGAGUGUCAUCUGUCAACAGGGUGAAGAAGGGGACUGAAGAUGCUCCUCAGUACCCUUCAGUUACCCACGCAAGCUUAAAGGGACAGCAUGUGAAGUGGGAAAACAAUAGGCCUUCUAUUUUUUGCCUUGAUGUUUUUAUUGUGAGUGCUGUGAGGUAGAAAGGAAGGUCUAUCCCUCCCUUCACCAGAGCUGGAAGACAUCUGGAGCUAGCAGCCAGAACUAGAACUAAGAUGUCUGUAAUGUGUAUGAAUGGUGACCUCAGCUGUAUAUUGAGUGUGUCUGUGUGAACUGUGUCAUUAGAGGUUGUAAGGUUACUAGGGUCGGCAAGUAGCAUAGUGGCUAGAGCGUUGGGCCAGUAACCGAAAGGUUGCUAGAUCGAAUCCCCGAGCUAACAAGGUAAAAAUCCGUCGUUCUGCCCCUGAACAAGGCAGUUAACCCACUGUUCCUAGGCCGUCAUUGUAAAUAAGAAUUUGUUCUUAACUGACUUGCUUAGUUCCAUUUUUUAUAAAAACUGGUAAGGUUACUACUGGUAAGGUUACUACUGGUAAGGUUACUACUGGUAAGGUUACUACUGGUAAGGUUACUACUGGUAAGGUUACUACUGGUAAGGUUACUACUGGUAAGGUUACUACUGGUAAGGUUACUACUGGUGAGACUAGUUUGUUAGAAUGUUCCUCUCUCUUGCCUUAUGUGGAUCCGAGGGAAUUGAGAAACCUCAACAACCGAAACUAACGCACCACACAACAAGAAUGCUACUUUUUGAUGGAGACUGUUCCACUGUGAAGCUUUUGUCCGAAGAGACCUGCGCUGUGCUUGGAUAGUCCUACCUCUCUCGGCUAGACGGCUACACCUUCAACCAGCUCUGAUCUAGCAGAACUGCAGAUAGGACAAGGGAAAAACAAAAUCUUUUUUUUUUUUUUUAGGUUUAUAUAUAUCUUUUUGUAACACUCUUUUUCUACGGUCUUAUUUUUUAAAGUCUGUAAUGUUGUGGUGGAAAAUAACUGGAAUAUUUGGAACUGACUCUCGAAUAUCCAUGAGCUUCAGUGAGGCUUAGCAUUGUGGCAAGGAAUUCCUUUAAUCUAUAUAGCUGUCUUUCUGUGUCACGCGCACUGCUUUUGCAACAUUUUAAUCACCUCAAUCACAUUAGCAAGAAAGACUCAUCUAAUCAUUUUCAAUUCAUAUUUUUAGCCAACCUGUUCUUUGACAUUUGUGAACAUACCACAUCGGCACAGAUGACACGGUAUGCCAGUGUGAAGUGCCUUUCCAAAAAGUGUGUUGGGCCUAACAUGUCUGUCAUCCUUAUUCUGGUGCCUCUACCAUCUAUCUUUUGUAGAUGUUAUUUGAGGGUCUGUGAGGAUUGCAAACCAAAACUGAAAGCACUGUUUUGCUCAUUUUGCCAUUUGUUUCUACUCUAUUCUUCCUUCUGUUGCCUGAAACCAAAAUUCCUUUGAAAAUGGCUCUGGCCUCUCAUGUGUGGUUUUUAUCUAGAAGGAAUACAGCUUUUGUCAAUUUACUUUUUGUAACAGGUUUAGGAUAACUUACACAGCAGGUUAGGAGAAUUAGGUGGGUUUGCUGAAAUGCACAAAAAAAAAAUUCUACUUUUGACGUCAAUUUCACAAGCUGUAUCCCAUCUAGACAUGACCCUCCGGGUGCUUUUUCAGGGGACCACAGUCAGACCUCCAGGGGGCUCUGUUAGUCAUCUUCACUGCUCUUAUUUAUGUCCCAAACAUGCUUCUCAUUUACUGUCACAUGUGGAUUGGAUGUAAUUGUAAUUAGUAGUUAUUUACAUUAAACUUGAAAUAUAAAAAGA
Messenger RNA from Salmo salar (Atlantic salmon), 3797 nucleotides. The record is from RefSeq and is a predicted model, not a curated record. NCBI's taxonomy places the organism in Eukaryota, Metazoa, Chordata, Actinopteri, Salmoniformes, Salmonidae.